AUAAAAACUACCAACUUAUUUUUUGCACUCACAGUUAGUUCAUUUUGCAAUGAAGAUACUUUUAAUUAUUUUCCUAUUUUUCUGUGAUCCAGUCAUAAAGGAAUCUACAGCAUUCUGGAGCAUCGGAAUAGAAAAUCAAUUCAGCUAUGAGAUUCACGAUCGUUCAGUCUUAAUUAAAGAAGAGUUGAAUGAAAUUUUCAUAGCAACAUCCAGACCACAAACUAUUCAAAAAGAUGCAAACACCAAAGCUGCAUUAUCUGCGCUAUCAUUCCUUACAACAAAUUUAAGGUCGUGUUUACAAUUCCAUGAUGAAAUGAUUGCAGCAUCUAUAAGUCGAGCAUCAAAUGAAAAUUAUUAUUUGAAUAGAAUUUUAACAUAUUCUGGUACUUGCAAUAAAUCCUUAGACAUUCUCACAAACUCUACAAAUCAGUUAAACCAACUUACUGCUAUUACUGGAUCUAAAGUCGUAAACAAUUUAUUUAAAUCGCUCGAUUUAAUUCAAUUGUAUUUAUACAAUGCAACAGCAGCAUCGAAAUCAAUUACACAAAGCAUCUCAAGCAUUAGAAAUUCGAGUUCCCUAUUGACACCAAGCUUAUUGAAUGAAUUUAUUGAUUUAGAUACUGUUAAUCAGAUGCGAAGAUUCUUGAUUGUUACGGUAAAUUCUUAUAAAGAUAUUCUUAUGAAUGUUAAUGAUGCAGCACGUUUGACGUUUGCGUAUGGAUCAAUUUAUGAUAUUAUACAGCCAUCACGUUAUAAUGGGGAAAAAUCAGCUAAUACUUCGCUAUUGAAUUUCAUUAAUACCUAUAAUUCUAAUCAAGUUGCUCUUUUGAAAAACAUUGACAGUUAUCAAGCGAAUAUUCAAAAUGGAUUUACUUCAUACAUCCAGAGUGUAUUGAAAAGCUACAAUGAGGAUAUUGUACGACCGAAAUUCGAGAAAGACCAAUUGCCAAUAAUUUACGAUUAUCUAAAAAUCAUAUCAAGCUUUCUAUUUAAUAAGCAAGAAAUGAAUGUAACCCUAGAAGCUAGGAGGAAUGGGAUUGUGGAAACGUUCACAAAAUAUAUGUCAAAUGAGCCUUUAUUGGAAUUUACUGAGUAUAUUGAUGUGAUAAUGAAUUUAUUACAAACUUCUUAUCUUCGUUAUUAUGGAACUGAAAUUGAUAUGUUGGUAUCUGAGGCACAAAGCGAAAUGUCAUGGUUUGCUAACGGAUAUACGUUUUGCCUUGAUGAAAGAACUGCUAAUACAAAAGUUGUCUUGCCAGCUGUUUCUUCAUGGCUUGGAAAUGUAAAAGAUUCAAUUAAUACCGUUUUGAGAGAAUUAAAGAACUGUUUAUCAUCCGUAAUGAGCAUAGAUGCACGGAAAAAUACCAGCAAAUGCAUUCAGAUUCAAGUCAACAACAUGUUUAACAGCUUCAACUAUUUGAGCAAUUUGAUUGCAAGUAAUUUCAAUCCCAACAGUGCUCGAAAUGUUAUGUUAUUCAAUGAUUGCAUGAAUAAGACAAGUUUGUCAUUCACUGGAUCUUUUAAUAAAACAGCACAGACAUUAUCGAAUGUGAUUGUCCCAGCAAAUUGAAAGAUUGUCAUAUAAGACCUUAAUAUAUUAUCCCAAUAUUCUUAAUCAAAGAUUUUU
Molecule: messenger RNA, 1627 nt
Organism: Chironomus riparius
Lineage: Eukaryota; Metazoa; Arthropoda; Insecta; Diptera; Chironomidae
Source: the annotation of a GenBank genome assembly